Messenger RNA from Engraulis encrasicolus (European anchovy), 795 nucleotides. Its product is annotated as cell adhesion molecule 3. The transcript has 6 exons. Bases 30 to 773 code for a protein of 247 amino acids. Gene Ontology annotation, cellular component: plasma membrane. Lineage: Eukaryota; Metazoa; Chordata; Actinopteri; Clupeiformes; Engraulidae. Gene Ontology annotation, biological process: detection of tumor cell; positive regulation of natural killer cell mediated cytotoxicity directed against tumor cell target; cell recognition. The record is from RefSeq and is a predicted model, not a curated record. Gene Ontology annotation, molecular function: signaling receptor binding.
UCAAGAGAGAGAUCAAGAGACGUAUCAAGAUGACAGGCGCCACUCACUUACACUUCCUUGUUUUGAUGCUCUGUGGUCUGGGCGUGUGUUCAGCCAUGCGGCAGGUGGCGGUGGUGGAGGGUCAGAGGCUGCUGCUCUCCUGCCUGAAGGCUCCCGGCUCCAUGGACUGGACGCGGCGGAGAAACAACAACGACGUGGUGCUGUUCCUUAACGACGUAAAAGGCUACGACAAGGAAAACAAAUACAACCUCCACAACUUCUCCAGUUCAGAGUACACGCUAUCAGUGUAUCCCGUCACGUUCAAAGACGAGGGCAUUUACAUAUGCCACACCUACGGAGACAAAACUACCACACGCAGAUACAAUGUGACCGUCUUGGGAGAGCCCCAGAUCUCCUCCACUAAGCACCAGGACAGGACACUGGUCAAGUGCUCCGUCAGAGGAAACACUCCGGCCCUCGACCUCUCAUGGCAGUUUGGCAACGCCAUCCAUCUUGAAGCUCAGCCGCAGCACUCGAGGCAGGAGAGUAACGGCAGAUGGACGUCGGAGAUAUCCCACAGCAUCCAGGUCCUCAGGAAGAGACUGGUGGUCAAGUGCAUACUACGCAACCCGACUCUACCCCACGCCGAGGUCAGAUUCAUCACCUUAGAGAACACAAAAACUCGGCCGCUCUCCACACAAGCGAGCAAAACAGAGGCCACAACAUGGCAGACCCCAACUGACAUCCCAAGCGUAUCCAAGACUACAGCUUCGACAGGUAGCCUACAACACUGAUUAUCAGUGGCUAAUAUUGAUG